ACCUCUGGGGAGGAGUGGGUGGGUGGGGACUCUGUGAGGUGGCGAAGACACUGUCGUCGUAGCCGGUCUGCUGAGCGGACAAAACCCCUGGUGCCCCGGGGAGGGGCGUCACCAGGGAAAGGAGGAGCAGUAAGAGGAGGGAGGUAGAAGGGAAGGGAGAGGCUCUCUGCUUAAGACCUCUCGAGGCUCUGACCUCAGGGACUAAGGAAGCCAGUUUCCUCCACCUGUGCUGCCUGAAGAGGCCACGACCCUGGAGGAUCCUAAGCUAACUGAUCCAGGGGCCCCAGCACCACCCCGGGGUUCUAAAGCAACAGUCUCAGGGAUCACUUCAAGGUUUCCAGUUGCCUAGACAACGAUCCCUGGGUUUGAGCCACAACCCUUCCAGCAUCUGGCCUCAACUGCAGCCUCGGGCAGCAGUUCCAGUACUCUGCCUGCCCACCAAUCCAGGUGACAUGCCGGUGCUCUCCACUCCGCGACCCUCGCGGGCGACCACGCUGAAGCGCACAGCUGUGGUCCUGGCCCUCACAGCUUAUGGAAUCCACAAAAUCUACCCUCUAGUACGGCAAUGUCUGACUCCGGCCAGAAGCCCUCAGGUUCUAGCUGGGGAGCCCACACAAGAGGCCUCUGGGGCCACCGCAGCCAAGGCUGGCAUGAACCGGGUAUUCCUGCAGCGGCUCCUGGUGCUCCUGAGGCUGCUGUUCCCCCGAGUUUUGUGCCGGGAAACAGGGCUACUGGCCCUGCACUCUGCUGCCCUGGUAAGCCGAACUUUCCUGUCUGUGUAUGUUGCCCGCCUGGACGGCAGACUGGCCCGCUGCAUUGUACGUAAGGACCCGAGGGCCUUUAGCUGGCAACUGCUCCAGUGGCUCCUCAUCGCCCUUCCUGCCACUUUCAUCAACAGUGCCAUCCGCUACCUAGAAGGCCAGCUGGCCCUGUCUUUCCGAAGCCGUCUAGUAGCUCAUGCCUACAGCCUGUACUUUUCCCAGCAGACUUACUACCGAGUAAGCAACAUGGAUGGACGGCUUCGAAACCCUGACCAGUCUCUGACAGAGGAUGUGGUAACCUUCGCUGCCUCUGUAGCCCACCUCUACUCCAACCUGACCAAGCCACUCCUGGAUGUGGCUGUGACCUCCUACACUCUCCUUCGUGCUGCCCGCUCCCGAGGAGCUGGCACAGCCUGGCCCUCAGCCAUUGCUGGCCUGGUGGUGUUCCUCACAGCCAAUGUGCUUCGAGCCUUCUCUCCUAAGUUUGGGGAGCUGGUGGCAGAGGAGGCAAGGAGGAAGGGGCAACUGCGCUACAUGCACUCUCGAGUGGUGGCCAACUCAGAGGAAAUUGCCUUCUACGGGGGCCAUGAGGUGGAACUGGCACUACUAGAGCACUCCUAUCAAGACCUGGCUUCACAAAUCAACCUCAUCCUGCUGGAGCGCCUAUGGUAUGUCAUGCUGGAACAGUUCCUCAUGAAAUAUGUGUGGAGUGCAUCUGGCCUGCUCAUGGUAGCUGUCCCCAUCAUCACAGCCACUGGCUAUGCAGAGUCAGACUCAGAGACCAUGAAGAAGGCAGCGUUGGAAAUGAAGGAGGAGGAGCUGGUUAGCGAACGCACAGAAGCUUUCACCAUUGCCCGAAACCUCCUCACAGCUGCUGCGGAUGCCACCGAGAGGAUCAUGUCAUCCUACAAGGAGGUGACAGAGUUGGCUGGCUACACGGCCAGGGUAUACGAGAUGUUCCAAGUAUUUGAUGAUGUCCAACACUGUCGUUUUAAGAGGACAGGAGAUCUAGAAGAGGCUCAGGGUGAGCCUGGGGCCAUAAUACAGUCUGGUGUCCAUGUAGAGGGGCCCCUGAAGAUCCAAGGCCAGGUGGUGGAUGUGGAGCAGGGGAUCAUCUGUGAGAACAUACCCAUCAUCACACCCACAGGAGAGGUGGUAGUGGCCAGCCUCAACAUCAGGGUGGAAGAAGGCAUGCACCUGCUCAUCACAGGCCCCAAUGGCUGUGGCAAGAGCUCUCUAUUCCGAAUCCUGGGUGGACUCUGGCCCACAUACAGUGGUGUACUCUAUAAACCCCCACCCCAGCGCAUGUUCUAUAUUCCUCAGAGGCCUUACAUGACCGUGGGCUCCUUGCGUGACCAAGUGAUCUAUCCCGACUCUGUGGAGGACAUGCGGAGGAAGGGCUGCUCGGAGCAGCAGCUGGAAGCCAUCCUGGGCAUUGUGCAUCUCCGCCACAUCCUGCAACGGGAGGGAGGUUGGGAGGCUGUGUGUGACUGGAAGGAUGUCCUAUCUGGAGGUGAGAAGCAGAGGAUUGGCAUGGCACGCAUGUUCUACCACAGGCCCAAGUAUGCCCUCCUGGAUGAGUGCACUAGUGCAGUGAGCAUUGAUGUGGAAGGCAAGAUCUUCCAAGCAGCCAAGGAUGCUGGUAUCGCACUGCUAUCCAUCACCCAUCGGCCCUCCCUAUGGAAGUACCACACACACUUGCUGCAGUUUGAUGGGGAGGGAGGCUGGAAGUUUGAGAAGCUGGACUCUGCGACCCGCCUGAGCCUGACUGAGGAGAAGCAGCGCCUGGAGCAGCAACUGGCAGGCAUCCCCAAGAUGCAGGGGCGCCUUCAAGAACUCCGCCAGAUCCUUGGCGAGGCUGCAGCCCCAGUUCAGGCCCUGGUCUCUUGACUAAGCACCUUCCCCCAGCCUCCACCCUUCUCCAGGCUCUCAGAUUACAUGAAGGAAGCUGCAACUCCUACCCUACCCUCCCUGCCCUGCAUGUCUUCUCCCAAGCCUUCUAGCCAGUUACGUGACUUCCCUGAAGAUCCCACUCUUAAGCAAGUAGAUAUGAAUAUGACACUCUACUUCCAACUCCCAGCCCAUCUUCCACUCUAGGGUCUGUGCCAUGAACUGUGCCCUGUUCAGGGCAAUGUGUCCUUUACUUUUCUCUGGGGAAGGGUGGAAGGUUUGGAAGUCCUCAGUCCUGACCCUACACCAGCAUGGCUGAGCCAUAGGAAGUAAGUAGGAGCUGGCCCCCUACUGCCAGCAGCCAGAAUAUGUGACAAGCCUAGUGGUUAUGGGUUACAUCCCUCUUGAAACCCAAAUCCUCAUCAUUCCUUUGGUCCAUCCCUUUGUUGCCAUCCCCUAGGGUGGCCAGCCAAUACCCCUGUCCCACAGGACACUGCCGCUCCCCUCCCCCCGCCUGUGUGCCAUGUUCUGCCAAAUGGGGUCCAGGAUCAGACAGGGUCUAAAUUGUGCCCUUCCCCAUUGUAACCCCAAGAAUGACAGUGUUUUUCCUGAGCCAUGAUAAGAAUGUAGCCCUGGCCCUCCGACUCCUCUACCUUCUAUAACCUAAUUUAUUGGAUUCCCAAUUUAUAGCUUUCUGGAUUGUCAACAUGAACACCCUGCCAGCACAAGAGGUGACUGGGUGGACCCUUCAAUCUACCCAGCCUCUGGUGCCAAACCUGGCCCCUCACCAGCCUACACUGCCAGUUGCCACUGGGGUUGUCCUCUGCCAGCUAAGCAGGAGUGAGGGCACCAUGUUCCCAGCUCAGUGCCAAAGAGGGGUCACAGGAGGUGUUGUGUCUGCUAAGCCAGCCCUCACCAAGAGGAAGACCCCCCCCCCACUGCCACUGUGUGCCUUUCCUGGGCCCUCAGCCCUCUGGCUGUGGUGCCCCUUCAGUCCUCAGUAAAAACCUUUGGAAAACA
Messenger RNA from Meriones unguiculatus (Mongolian gerbil), 3671 nucleotides. RefSeq names its product ATP binding cassette subfamily D member 1 (gene Abcd1). The record is from RefSeq and is a predicted model, not a curated record. Gene Ontology annotation, molecular function: ATP hydrolysis activity; ATP binding; long-chain fatty acid transmembrane transporter activity. Gene Ontology annotation, biological process: peroxisome organization; very long-chain fatty acid catabolic process; long-chain fatty acid import into peroxisome. The transcript has 10 exons. The coding region runs from base 453 to 2651 and encodes 732 amino acids. Gene Ontology annotation, cellular component: peroxisomal membrane; peroxisome. Lineage: Eukaryota; Metazoa; Chordata; Mammalia; Rodentia; Muridae.